Sphaeramia orbicularis (orbiculate cardinalfish) is the source of this 5134-nucleotide messenger RNA. It is a transcript of the gene wdr62, whose product is annotated as WD repeat domain 62. NCBI's taxonomy places the organism in Eukaryota, Metazoa, Chordata, Actinopteri, Kurtiformes, Apogonidae. Gene Ontology annotation, cellular component: mitotic spindle. The record is from RefSeq and is a predicted model, not a curated record. Gene Ontology annotation, molecular function: protein binding. Bases 96 to 4067 code for a protein of 1323 amino acids. The transcript has 32 exons. Gene Ontology annotation, biological process: centriole replication.
ACUUUGGUCGCAGCUAGCAUGAAGCUAAGCUAGUGCUCCGCUCCAACAGCGGAGUGUUCGCGUUAACGCGGGUAAAAGUUUCACACACCCGAGCGAUGGCGGAGACGGCGGACAAGAAGAGGACGGGUGUGGGCGGCUGUCUGCGGAGGAAGAGCCGACAGAGCCAGCCGAGGGGGAGCUCCAGCGGCCGGGUGCAUCUGGACAAAGUCUUUGGCAUCACCACCCUCAGCAGCAGCGGUCUGACCUCUGACCCCAACUCGGGGCUCAUCGCCUACCCUGCUGGGUGUGUCGUGGUGCUGCUUCAUCCUCUGAAGAACAAACAGAGUCACAUCGUCAACACGUCCAGGAAACCUUUCAGCGCUCUGGCCUUCUCACCUGAUGGAAAACACCUGGUGACUGGAGAGAGCGGUCACAUGCCCUGUGUGCGAGUGUGGGAAGUGGGCGGAGCUCAGGUGGCUGAGGUUCAGAGUCAUAAAUAUGGCGUUUCCUGUGUGGCGUUCUCCACUAACGGCUGCUACAUUGUAUCCGUGGGAUACCAGCACGACAUGACCGUCAGCGUGUGGGACUGGAGGAAGGGGACGGUCAUCGCCUCCAACAAAGUGUCCAGCAGAGUCUCCUGCGUCUCCUUCUCUCAGGACAGCAGCUACUUCGUCACCGCUGGCAACAGACACGUCAAGUUCUGGUACCUGGACGCCUCCAAAGAGCGACGGCAGGUGAACAGCACAGUUCCUCUGAUUGGUCGCUCUGGAUUGCUAGGCGACCAUAAAAAUAGUGUCUUCAGUGGAGUGGCGUGUGGGCGUGGCCCCAUGGCAUCCAGUACAUACUGCAUCACAAGCUCUGGUUUGUUAUGUCUGUUCAACAGCAGUCGACAGCUGGACACGUGGGUCGACCUGAAGACGACGUCUGCGAGCUGUCUGAUGGUCAGCGAGGACUUUAUUUUUUGUGGUUGUGCUGAUGGAGUCAUCAGGGUUUUCAGUCCCUCCAACCUGCAGUACGUCACCACCCUGCACCGACCGCACCGCUUGGGGGUGGACCUGCAGACCAGUCACAUGACCCCCGCCAGACCAGGUGCUCAGUACCCCAACACUUUGGCCCUGACCUUUGACCCCCUCACUGGUCACCUGACCUGUGUGUACAACGACCACAGUGUGUAUGUGUGGAACACAACAGACAUGAAGAACAUGAAGAAGAUGUACUCUGCUCUGUACCACAGCAGCCGCGUGUGGAGUCUGGAGGUUUAUCCAGAGCUGUUGGAUCCGUCCCAGGCCUGUCUGCCUCCAUCGUCCUUCCUCACAUGUUCAUCUGAUAACACCAUCCGACUGUGGCACAUGGACACGCCCACUGCCCCCGCUAACCUGUAUAGCAACGACCUGCUGAGGAUCGUGUAUGUUGGGGAGAACACACAGCACCUGCAGGAUGAGGGGGAGGCAGCAGGGGCUGAUGGGAAGGCGGGCAUCAGGGUGUUGAGGAUCAGCCCUGAUGGACAACAUCUGGCAGCAGGAGACCGCUGUGGAAACCUACGUAUCUUCGGUCUGCAGUUUCUGGAUGAGCUGGUGAAGAUUGAAGCUCAUGACUCGGAGAUUUUGUGUCUGGAAUUCUCCCCCAUGUCCACAGGUGUGAAGCUCUUGGCGUCGGCGAGCAGAGACCGACUGAUCCACGUGUUUGACCUGGAGAAGAAUUACAGUCUGAUGCAAACACUCAAUGACCACUCAGCCUCCAUCACUGCAGUCAGGUUCACAGGGGAGAGUCCAGAGGUCCGGAUGGUCAGUUGCGGAGCCGAUAAGAGCAUCUAUGUCCAGACGGCAGAGCAGACAGCAGAGGGUCUGGUGUUCUCCAGGAGUCACCACGUGGUGGAGAAGACGACGCUGUAUGACAUGGACCUGGACGUCUCCAGGACGCACACCGCCAUCGCCUGUCAGGACCGAAACGUCAGAGUUUACAGCGUUCACAGUGGGAAGCUCCAGCGGUGUCUGCAAGGUUCAUCCACUGAUGAAGGUGCCCCACUGAAGGUUCACAUGGAUCCAUCUGGGACCUUCUUUGCCACCAGCUGCUCUGAUAAAUCCAUCUGCAUCUUCGAGUACGAGACUGGAGAGUGUGUGGCCACGCUGUUUGGACAUUCAGAGAUCGUCACCUGUAUGAGGUUCAGCCAGGACUGCAGACACCUCAUCACCGUGUCAGGAGACAGCUGUGUGUUUGUGUGGCGGUUGGACUGUCACAUGACCACUCUCAUGAGGAAGAGGCGGGGCCUGAGGAAGCCGAACGCUGCAGCCAACGCCAUCAGCCACAAACACAUCAGGAGGGAGACCUUCAUCACUGUCCCGUCAUCUCAGUUGCCUCAGAUGGAGGAGGAGGAGGAGGAGGCUGAUACCAGGACGCCGGGCAGACUGGGCUCAGGCGUUGACCAUCAGGUGCUCCAGUCUAACGGGAAACUGCCCAUGUGGUUGAGAAAACUGCAGGAGCAGGGUGAGGCCUCGUCUGCCGUCCAAUCAGACGCUGAGCCUCGUCAGGUGCGCGGUCGGUGGGCAGAGCAGAUGAAGCCGUUGAUCAUCUGCUCCAGCUACUCCCCAAGUCCCACCAAGAGCCACGAAGAAGAGGAGGAGGAAGAAGAGGAGCAGAGGAAGGAGGGAGGAGAUGAAGACUUCCACCCUCAGAGUCUGGAGAGUCUCCUAGGAGACGAGGAGGAGGAGGAGGAGGAGGGGGUUCAGGAGGAUCAGGUGGACCAGGUGGAUCCAGCUCCUGGUGGAUCUGGGACCAGAUACAGUCUGUACAACAGUAGCACCAGCGACAGGAAGUUCAACGUUCAGGGUUGUCUGGAGGUCAGAGGUCAGGGGGCGGAGCCAGUGUGGAGCUCUGAGCGGAGCGUGGACUCUGAAGGAUCAGCUGGAAGUCUGGCUCAGCAUCAGGACGGGGACUCAGACUCUCAGGGCAGUUCUGUGGACAGUCUGGUUCUGGGUCUGGACGACGACGAUGACACAAACUCUCUGAAGAACUACUUCGACACUCUGUCCUGCAGCCUGACUGACGAGAGGUUUGACACCGACCUGCGGACUCUUCAACCUCCGGACGAGAAACAGUUCCUGAACCCCAGACUCAGCAUCUCCACACGCUUCCUGUCGCGCUUCCAGGACCGCCACCGGGUGUGGCCAAGCCGAGCUCCACCCCCUGUAUCUGUCCCGACCAGGAUUUUAGAAGAGAGUGGCAUUAUCGACGCAUCGGUGAACGCAGAACCGAGUGUCACCGUCCCCACAGAGUCGACUCAAAAACCACAUGGCAAAGAUGUCUCCACCAGGACUCACAGUGACCUACAGGGGACGCCACAGCUCAGGUACCCAGGAACCACAGCCAGCUCCAGCAUCAUGGAGAACCGGGGUGCCUUGAGUCCAGACAUCCACAGCACCAGACCUGGACCCUGUGUAGACCAGAGCAGCCUGCAGGUGUUGGCUCCGCCCACUGAGCUGAUGUCACCGGGUGGAGGAAAUGAGGACACCCUGAUCGUAAGCCCCACCCCCUCACUCACUCCCACAGCCCCACCCACUGUGUGUGACCUCAUCCCCUGCCCCACCUCCAGUCAGCAGGACCGGUCAGGAUCAGGAGAACCAACCCAGGCUGACCCAGUGUCUGACCUGUCAUUAGAAGAUGAUGAGUCCACGUCUGCCCCGCCCACCUCCUCCUCCUGCUCACCUAUGUCUGAUAGACUCCACCUACAUCCAGGUGACGUUGAUGAGAUGGUGAGCGACCAGGAGGUCCAGGUUCAGCAGAUCGCCAACGAUCUGAGGCAGACGACCAGACGAGCCGUGGACCUGUACCGACAGCUCUGUGGUUCUGGUUCUGGUCCUGGUCCUCGGUCCUCCUCCGUCCUUCUGGAAGCCUUCGUAGCUGUUCGGUCUGACCUGGGGGCGGUACUUCAGGAGAAGGGGGCGGUGCUUCAGGAGGAGGGGGUGGGAGACGCCCGUCCUCUGGAUAACGGGAUGACGUCUCUGCUGGAGAAGUACUCGGAGCUGCUGCUGCAGAUGACCCAGAACAAAGUGAACCUGCUGCGUACGGAGGCUCAGAAGGGUCCAAACUGACCACGCCCACAUCAGUAUUUCACCUAACGCACCUUAUGUCGCUUUACUCGCCUUCAGUUUGACGUCACCAAUCACUGUGUUUGUACAGAAACGGACAUUUGACAUUUUUCCUAAUAAAAGCAGAAUCUUUUGAACAGAAUUAAUCACGUUUCCUGAUUUCAUUCUUUGACAAAACCACAAACUCCAGAAAAUCCAGGAUCUGAAAUGUCGAGUUUUAGUUUGAAGAAAAAACUCGAUAAGAUGGUACCGUGAACCGUAAAAUGGAGGUGGUUUGUGGUUUUACUGUGGCUGUGUCCUGUCUAAAAACAGAGCUAUAAUAAAAACCAGGGAUGUCAAACACGUGGCCCACGGGCCAAAACCGGCCCACUAAAGGGUCCGAUCUGGACCCUGGGAGGAAUUCACAAAGUGCAAAAAUGACACUCUUCAGACUUUCAUUCAUGUCUGUGUUCCCCAAACUGAGGGGUGGGGCCGUGGGUCGGUCUUCAUCGGCCCUCAUCCUCGUCCACCCAUGGAUCAGGUUUAAACGUCGGCUUAAUCCGAACUCUGACUACGACGUUUCGGCAUGUGUUGAAUGUUUUCAGCGAAACCUCAGUAAAACUGUCACUGUGGUCAGUGAUGUGUUCGAGUCCAGAGGAAACCACAGCAUCUGUGUCUGAAGGUUGAACUUUUCACAAAUAUAAUUUAUGUCCUCAGUAACAAAUGAGUAAAACUCAUUCAACUGAGGAUAUUUUAAUGUUUUAAAGUGGUGUUUGCUGUAUAUUAGAUUUUUCUGUUUUUCUUGAUGAGAGUUCUUUUUCUGAUUAGAUUCUGUUUGUUAUUUAAUGUUAUCCGUCCAGUAUCUGAGUGAACAUAUUAUGCACACAUUUCACUUCAUGUUAUAAAAGGUCUAGUGCUGUCAAAUCAGUUAAUCACAGGGUUGCUGUGGAUUAAUUUUCAUUAAUUGCAAUUAAAUAUUCAUUUUUAAUCAAUAUUAAUUGUGUUUCAUUUUGCAUGAACAGACUCUAGAAAUAAGGGAAUAUAUCUGCGCUGAAUGGGUUUAUUCAACACCUUCAACAGUUUCAACUGUC